This is a messenger RNA of Sphenostylis stenocarpa, 321 nucleotides long. The record is from the annotation of a GenBank genome assembly. NCBI's taxonomy places the organism in Eukaryota, Viridiplantae, Streptophyta, Magnoliopsida, Fabales, Fabaceae.
AUGUCUAGAAUUAGAAUUAACAUAGUUACUCCAAGGCCGCAUCUGGAGUCUGUGUCUUUGCUAGAUUUAGAUGCCUACAAUAGUGGUGAGGUAACAAAUCCAGGUAAGUACUAUGACCAAUUGAAGGAUUUGAUGAGUUUUGAUGAAGAUUCAACCAAGACAUCCUUUAACGAAGGAAAUGAUAGCAUAGGAAGGAGGAAUGUGUGCCAUGAAGGUGAUCUCUUGAUGAAGGCUAACAUGGGCUUUGUAGAGCCACCUAAAGAUAACAUUCUCCAUCCAGAAUCAUCUGUGUGUAAUGUGGGUAUUGUGAAACGUAGAUGA